This is a messenger RNA of Beta vulgaris subsp. vulgaris (sugar beet), 2625 nucleotides long. Its product is annotated as protein FAR1-RELATED SEQUENCE 6-like. Gene Ontology annotation, biological process: regulation of DNA-templated transcription. The coding region runs from base 1 to 2625 and encodes 874 amino acids. Lineage: Eukaryota; Viridiplantae; Streptophyta; Magnoliopsida; Caryophyllales; Amaranthaceae. The record is from RefSeq and is a predicted model, not a curated record. The transcript has 3 exons. Gene Ontology annotation, molecular function: zinc ion binding.
AUGUUGAAUGAGGAUGGAAUGGUGGACAAAUCAAUCGUACCAAUCCAUAUAGGGGAGGAUGUGGAUGGUUGUAGUUCUGGAUAUAGAUUUUAUGUUGAUGACUGCACAGAUAUUGUACCACUGGCAGUUGAUUCAACUCCAACUACAGGAUGUGGUAGUAAUAGUGUGUUAUGCCCUCCAACUCCAGGGAUGGUGUUUGCCUCUUGCGAUGAUAUUCAUGAGUAUUACAAAGCCUAUGCAAAACAAGAAGGCUUUGGAAUCGUUAAGUUAUCGGGAUCUUACAAUGGAAGGGGUGAGAGAAGGAAUUACACUUGGAGGUGUGAUCGUUGGGGCAAUCGAAUCCAUAGGCGGUGGGAGAAUGGAAAAAGAGUUGUAGUUGGGGAGCAUAACUUAUUUGUUCGAACCACCAAAACAAAAAAAUGUGGGUGUACGGCUAUGAUAUACGCCGUUAAGAGCGAGAAUGAUGAGUGGAAAUUGAAGAAAGUAGUGAAUAACCACAAAAACCACACCCCUACCCCUCGCAAGUCACGAUACAUAUCCAUGUAUCGGAAAGAUGAAUUGGAUAGCCACGUAAGGAGAAAGUUAUUUGAUGAUAUUGAGGCUGGGGCCCGAAUUCCCCAAAUUCACAAUAGUUUGGCGCUACAAAAAAACGGUGUUCAAAACAUGGCUAUCACAAAAAAAGAUUUGCACAAUGUAGUCCUCAAGUAUAAGAGAUUGAAGUUAAAAGACGGUGAUGCAGAGGCUAUGCUAGAUUAUUUUACCAAAAUGACUGAAGAUAACCAGAAUUUUUUUCACAUGCAUAGGCUAGAUACAGAUGGGUCUCUGAAGGACAUAUUGUGGGUUGAUGCUAGGAGUAGAGCUGCUUGGGAGGAGUUUGGGGAUGUAGUAUGUUUUGAUGCAACAUACUUGACAAAUGAGUAUGAACUACCUUUUGCCAAUUUCGUUGGUGUUAACCACCAUGGCCAAAGCAUAUUGCUUGGAUGUGCAUUGGUAUCCCAUGAAGACACUGAAACUUACCAGUGGGUGUUUCGUACAUGGUUGGCAUGCAUGCGGAAAAGUCCAAUCGGCAUCCUAACCGAUCAAGCAGCUGCAAUGCGGAAAGCUUUAUCCAUUGAAAUGCCUGAAGCGCGACAUCGGUGGUGUUUGUGGCAUAUCACCUACAAAUUUGCAAAGAAACUAGGGGCGAAAAACAACUUUCCGGAUAUAAAGAAGGCACUUUUGAACGCAAUAUAUAAUAGUUUGACUGAGGCGGAGUUUGAAGAGAGCUGGACUGCAGCCAUUGGGAAGUUUGAACUGCAAGAAGAUACAUGGUUGUCAGGUUUAUAUGAAGAGAGGGAGAUGUGGGUUCCUGCAUAUAUGAAACAUUUGUUUUGGGCUGGGAUGAAGACCACCCAACGGGUAGAAAGUAUUAAUAGCUUUUUCGAUGGGUAUCUUGACAAGCAUACCCGGUUGUAUCAGUUUGGCCCGGCUUAUAUGAAAGCGAUGGAGUCAAGAGCAAAUGAUGAGCAGCAGGCUGAUGCCAACUCACACAUGUAUUUGCGCACAUUGGCCACUGGUUUUGCUGUUGAGAAAACUUUCCAAUUAUUAUACACAGAUGCAAAAUUUAAGGAAGUCCAAAAGCAAUGUACUAAAUGCUUAUAUGUUAAUAGGGUAUCUAGGAGGGCUAUUUAUGAGGAUGUGGUGGAGCACACACUGGAGGAUCGUAUUUGGAUGCACUGUGAUGAAACAAAAAAAGAAAAGUUAACAUCUAAAACCAGAUGUUACCAAGUGAUGGUUGAUAGGAAAACCCUCUACGCGUCGUGUGUAUGCAAAAUGUUUGAAUGUGAAGGAAUUGUUUGUAGACAUGUAAUUAAGGCAUUAGACAUGGAGCACAUUAGAAUAAUAUCGGAUAUGUUUGUAUUGCGGAGAUGGAAGAAAAAUGUGCAAAGGAAGCAUACGAUGGUGAAAGUUGCGUACCAUGAUCCAUCCAAAACGGAGGAAGUCAAGAGUUUCGAUGAAAUGAUGGAUUCUUUUAAGGACUUGUGUCUAGAUGCAGCUGGGCUUCGGGAGUGUGUUGACAUCGUACUUGAGGGCUUAGCAGUGAUGAAGAUCCAGUGUAAGGAGACAAAAGAAAUGUAUAUGAAUUCGCGACUCGAAACACCGAUCUUCAAAAGUCCUAGCACUCAAUGUACUCUAAAUUUAUCUAAAUCAGAUUCUGGUGUAUGUUCGACUACAGCAGCCCCUAAGGUGAAAGACCCAGUUGCGCCUAAAAAGGCGGCAAAUAGGCCUCGUGAGACUCGUUUCCUAUCAUGCGUGGAGCAGCCGAAAAAGAAGGUCGCGAAAAAGAAGGAAGUUGUCACUAACAAGGUUGCAGAUGGCCGUGCAAAACCCACGAAGAAGGGUGCAAAGGUUGCGAAUAAGCAAGCUGGACCGAAGGAGAAAAAUGCUGGGACCUCUAAAUUUGGACAAGAUAAGGAUGCCGAUGGCGUGGAAGUUGUUGGAGGCCACAAGUCUAUUGGAGGAAUAACAUGUAAUGAAGGAUCUAUUGGCUAUUUCACACGCAUGCUAGAAGGAGCUAACUCUGAGCAGCCCAACAUCGUUUCAGGCGACCAAUGUCACGAUAUGCUCCGCCUCCGGUUAGGUUGA